Messenger RNA from Galendromus occidentalis (western predatory mite), 556 nucleotides. RefSeq lists its product as uncharacterized. The record is from RefSeq and is a predicted model, not a curated record. The coding region runs from base 58 to 501 and encodes 147 amino acids. The transcript is spliced from 3 exons. NCBI's taxonomy places the organism in Eukaryota, Metazoa, Arthropoda, Arachnida, Mesostigmata, Phytoseiidae.
AGCCUCACUCACGUCUUGGGACUCAUCUUCCAAACCGGUUUUCCGUCUUGCUCAAAGAUGCUUUCCCCAGCGUUCGUGAUGCUCCUGUUGGUCGCUUCUGUGAUCGCUCACCGAAGUGUAGACGUGAAUCUCCUCGUCCAAAACCAGCAAGUGCCACUCGACGGGCCUACGGUUACAAUAGGCGAGUUCGUGAUCCCCGCAGUACCAGAAUCCCUCUUUCUGGAGCGGCAAAAAAAUAUCCCGAGGUUCAGUCUGCUCGGCUCAAGCCAGAUAAGCGAGAGAACCGACUCUCUUGGCUCGUGGGUGCGUGACAUAAACGGGAAUUUCGGACGAAGACCUGUGUGCAAGAGGCACGCUUGUCACACCUUCGGCUUUGAUCUUCAGAGGCAUUGCUGCGAGCUCACAGGAGUUUGCUGCCCUCACCCCCACUUGUAUCAUCAUCGUCAUCACCGCGACUUGCGGAUACGCCCAUCCGUUGUAGCCGUCGUACGAGACGAGUGAAGUGCUCGGGUCGAUACGUUUUUUUUUGUGGAGCAGCUCGCAAAGGGUCGACCCU